This is a messenger RNA of Lampris incognitus (smalleye Pacific opah), 938 nucleotides long. Its product is annotated as elastase-1-like. Gene Ontology annotation, molecular function: serine-type endopeptidase activity. NCBI's taxonomy places the organism in Eukaryota, Metazoa, Chordata, Actinopteri, Lampriformes, Lampridae. The coding region runs from base 33 to 842 and encodes 269 amino acids. Gene Ontology annotation, biological process: proteolysis. The transcript has 8 exons. The record is from RefSeq and is a predicted model, not a curated record.
CCCUGUGCAGAACUCUCUGACUCACUGCAGACAUGCUCAGGUUUCUGGUGUUGACCGCGCUCGCAGCCGCAGUGCUGGCUGAGCUGGAGCCCCAGCCCCGGUACAUGGAGGAGGUGAUCUCGGAGAGAGUGGUGGGAGGCGAGGUGGCCAAACCAAACGCAUGGCCCUGGCAGAUCUCUCUCCAGUACAAGUCCGGCAGCAGGUUUUACCACACCUGUGGAGGAACCCUGAUCACCAAAGGAUGGGUCAUGACCGCCGCUCACUGUGUCGACAGGGCCAGAACUUGGCGCGUGGUUCUCGGAGAACACGACCUGAACAGCAACAGCGGCAGAGAGCAGGUCAUGAGCGUCAGCCGCGUCUACAUCCACCCCAAAUGGAACUCCAACCGGGUGUCUGCCGGCUUUGACAUCGCCCUGCUGCGUCUGUCCUCUGAUGCCACCCUCAACUCCUACGUCCAGCUGGGCUCUCUUCCCCCCUCCGGCCAGAUUCUGCCCCACAACAACCGCUGCUACAUUACCGGAUGGGGCCGCACUGCCACUGGUGGCAGCCUGUCCACCCAGCUGAAGCAGGCCUACCUUCCCGUGGUCGACCAUAAGACGUGCACCAGCCCUGGCUGGUGGGGCAGCUCCAUCAAGACCACCAUGGUCUGCGCUGGAGGCGGAGCUGAGUCUGGAUGCAAUGGGGACUCCGGUGGCCCUCUUAACUGCCAGGUUAACGGCAAAUACUACGUCCACGGAAUUGCCAGCUUUGUGUCUGGCCUUGGCUGCAACGCUCCCAAGAAGCCCACCGUCUUCACCCGCGUCUCGGCCUACAUCGAAUGGAUGGACUCGAUCAUGAACUAAAGGGAAAAAGAGCCUUUUUUACAAUGACUGACAUGUCUCUGUGUUUGGUCGUGUACCCAUUCACUCUCUGUCUAUUUUCUUCAUAAAGCAAUAAAC